Fundulus heteroclitus (mummichog) is the source of this 2286-nucleotide messenger RNA. RefSeq names its product butyrobetaine (gamma), 2-oxoglutarate dioxygenase (gamma-butyrobetaine hydroxylase) 1 (gene bbox1). NCBI's taxonomy places the organism in Eukaryota, Metazoa, Chordata, Actinopteri, Cyprinodontiformes, Fundulidae. Gene Ontology annotation, biological process: carnitine biosynthetic process. The record is from RefSeq and is a predicted model, not a curated record. Gene Ontology annotation, cellular component: mitochondrion. Gene Ontology annotation, molecular function: iron ion binding; gamma-butyrobetaine dioxygenase activity. The transcript is spliced from 8 exons. The coding region runs from base 238 to 1587 and encodes 449 amino acids.
UUAUGAAGCUGCUGCUGCACAAUAAAGCAGACCCGCAUUGAAUUUAUCAGCUGGAUCAUGUGAGCCUGAGAACAGAAAGUAGAGCAAAGUUCACACACCCGCCGUCCGGACCGGGGCCGACCUUUCACCUACUUUCCCCUCGCUUAGCUGACAGCUGCGGCGCUGCUGAAGACAAACAGCCGGCCGGCGUCUACACACAGUGCUGGGCAUCAAGCUACGCGGGGAGAACACUCAGAAAUGUGGAUGAGUACAUUUGCACGUUUUGCCUGUCCUGUCCUGCAAAGGACCGCCCCUCCGAUGGUCCGCAAGGCGCUGGGCGCUUGUCAUAGGAAGGUGUCGCCUGCAGCCGCGCCACGUUUCUGCACGACCCCGGCGCAUCUUCGCGGACAUCACACGCUAGGUUCGGCCUCCCUCCCUGUGGCCGGCCCCUCGGUGAGGCACGUCCGUGCUCUGGAUGAGGAGAGGCUGAUGGCGGUGGAAUGGGAAGACGGAGGCCAGAGCUUGUACCCGUUCACCUGGUUGAGGGAUAACUGCCAGUGUCCACGCUGCACCCUGCAGUCAGCCGAGGCCCGCUUGCUGUUGCUCGCUGAUCUCGACAUCCACACAGGAGUGGAUUCUGUGGAGGUUACCAAAGACAGCAAGGUUUCCAUUGUGUGGCCCGACCAGCACAUGAGCGUGUUUGAUGCAGAGUGGCUGAGAAAACGCUGUUUCUCUGCCGCUGCCAGGCAAGCAAUGCAAGAGGAGCUUUUCCUCAAUGAGCGUUACUAUUGGGACGCGUCGCUGCGUAUUCCCACCGCCGACUUCCAGGACGUCCUGCACGACGACGGGGCGGCGCUCGCCUGGCUGCUGGCCCUGCGUCGCGUCGGCAUCGUCCACCUGAAGGGGGCGCCGGCGGAGCAGGGGCAAGUGGCCCGACUCGCUGAGAGGAUCGGAUAUCUCAGGCUGACGUUUUACGGGCAUACAUGGCAGGUCCAGGACAAAUCCAUGGCAAACAACGUGGCGUACACUUCGGGGAAGCUGAGUCUGCAUACCGACUACCCCGCUCUACACUUUGCACCUGGGGUGCAGUUCCUGCACUGCAUCAACCAGGCGCAGGAAGGAGGGGAGAGCGAGGUGGUGGACGGCUUCCACAUGGCCGAGCAGCUGCAGGCGGAGGAUCCAGAGGCCUUCCGGACGCUCAGCUCGGUGCGCGUGGACUUCACCGACACCGGCACCGACUACUGCGACUUCAUGCUGCAGUCCAAGAACCGCAUCAUCGAUGUCGACUCUGAGGGCAAAGUUACCAAAAUAAACUACAACAACGCCACCAGGGACUCUGUGCUGGACCUCCCCUUACAUCAGGUCCAGCCCUUCUAUGCGGCCCUGAAGGCCUAUGUGGACAUAAUGAACAGACCGAAGAACGUGGUCACCUACACCUUGGAGCCAGGUGACAUCGUGACCUUUGACAACUGGCGUCUGCUGCACGGGAGGAAGAGCUACGUCAGCCGGCCAGACAGGCUGCGGCACUUGGAGGGCGCCUACCUGGACUGGGAUGAGGUGAUGUCUCGUCUCCGGAUUCUCCGCAGAAAUGUCCACGGGGACGACUGAGCCUCGGACUAAAGGUCGCAUUUGCAUAGAAAGCCUUAAAGCAUCAACUGAGAAUCUGAAACUACUAGGAAAGCGACACAUUGUUCUUAAAAAACGCUUAAAACAGACAGAAUUAGAUUAUUAACAUAUUAGACGGCGAGCUAAAAGUAAAGUCUGUUUUAAUAUUGUCUGAAACUUGUGCAACACAACAAUGCAAUGAUGAAAAAGCCUUGUUUUUAGAUUUAAAAGGUGCUUUUGGAAAUAUUUUUAUAUGCUGUCCUGGGUACUUUAAUUUAUUUUUUUCUAAAAUGGCAUUAUUCCCCUUUCUCUGAAUAUCUGGCUCAGAUUUCUUUUUUUUUUCUUUACUAAUUAUUUUUUUAAAUGCUGCCUUUAUUAUUUUGUCUGAUUAUAAAUAUCCGUAAGAGUUGAAAUUGUUUCCUGAUGUUUUAUCACUAAACGCUAGAUUUUACAGGGAAAGACUGCCAGUUUUGACACCAUUGUGGAUUUUAGAUCAUUAUUCAACUUUUAAUACCAGAUAAAGCUGAGUAAAUAAUUUUAUUGAUAAUUACAAUCCAAACCAACCUGGCCCCAACUGUCCCAAACUCCGCCCUCAACUGCAUAACCAAGAAUUCACUUGAAUCCAAUUUGUCAUUAAGUUGGUCUGCGAUUUUUCCGGAAGUUUCCCCAAGUCCAUUUUAUGCGCUCAUGCACAAGACCAUC